Anolis carolinensis (green anole) is the source of this 5921-nucleotide messenger RNA. RefSeq names its product nescient helix-loop-helix 2 (gene nhlh2). Bases 1298 to 1717 code for a protein of 139 amino acids. The transcript is spliced from 2 exons. Gene Ontology annotation, molecular function: DNA-binding transcription factor activity, RNA polymerase II-specific; RNA polymerase II cis-regulatory region sequence-specific DNA binding; protein dimerization activity. The record is from RefSeq and is a predicted model, not a curated record. NCBI's taxonomy places the organism in Eukaryota, Metazoa, Chordata, Lepidosauria, Squamata, Anolidae. Gene Ontology annotation, biological process: regulation of transcription by RNA polymerase II.
ACACCAUCUGGGGGCUCUUUUUCCCUCGUGAUAACCGCUCUUCCAGGAGUGGAUUUCCCUUCCGAGGGGUAGAUUUCCUCUCACUUCCUGCUGUCUUAACUGUGAGUCAGUUGUAAGGGGGAUGUUUGUAACUUGGGGACUGCCUGGAUACAGAACCUCAUAAUUUUUUAAUUGAUAUUUUCCACAGUGCCCAUUGGGGAGUGGAAGGAGGGGUAAAACUUAUUCAAGUUAUUGUUAAAACAUCAUAAUGUUAUCAAUGAACCAAGUGGCACCCAAGAGAUGAUUUGUUAGUAAAACCCACCGUUGAUUUGGAACCGGAGGAGUCGUUUGGAAGAGGGAUGUUUGGAACUCGGGGACACAGAUGCCUGUCUGUGGGAGGAUUCCGAAAUCGAAAAGAGAAAGAACGGGCAGCAAACCCAACGCGGAGCCUUAGCAGAGCCUCGUCUCUCCAGUGAGAAGGGGUUCUGCGGUCCCUGAGGGCUCGUGGGCCCGUGCUCUGGAAACCCGAGAAACAGUCUGGACGCCUGGCUCUGUAGUGGAGCGAGAAAAAGGGAAGGGGAGGGAAGGAAGGCAGAAGCGGACCCCACCCCGUGCCCUUUCCCCCCUCCCUCCUCCUUUCGCCUUGAUAGCGAGGUGGACCAGUGGGUGGGCUCUGGAUGGAGCAGAAGGGCAGCAUUAAAAGCAGCAGCAGCAUCAGGAGUGGAAAGGGAAAGCCCCCCCCUCCCCCGAAGAACGAAUCAGAGUGAUCGGCUUCGAGACCCGAGACGGCAGCAGCGUUUCCUCCUCCUCCUCCUCCACCACCACCACCUCCUCCUUUUCCCGGAGGAGAGGAGCCCCGCCGCCGCCUUCUUCCUCCUCCUCCCCCUUUCCCUCUUCCUCCUCCUCCUCCUCGGCCUCUCUUUUGUUAUUGGAUGCGCGUCCUCCUCGCCUCCAUCCCUCCCUCCGGAGCCCCUCCGUGGACCGUCCCGCGCGCUCUUUGGUGGCUCUUCCGCGGCGAGAACAUGAGCAGCAGUGUCGGCAUCCGCGCUCCCUCCUGUCUCCUUCUCCCUGCUCUGUCUCCGCUAUGAACACGAUCCGGAUCGACUUCUAGCGCGCUGCUCCAUCCCCUUCCAAUCCCCGGAUUUCUCUGUGCGGCGCCUCCCCUUCACCCCCUCCCUCUCCCCCCAAACCAAAAAACAGCAGCAGGUUCGGCGUAGACCCCGAUGCCUCCCUCCUGGAAUGUCCUUUGAGGCGUCAAAGGGGCCGGAAGCGUUGCAAGCGAGGCUGCGGCGGUGGCGGCGACGGCGGCUCUGACAAGAUGAUGCUGAGCCCGGACCAGGCCCUGGACUCGGACCACCCCUCCUCGGCGCCCUCCGAUCCGGAGUCGCUGGAGGCCAAGGGCCUGCGGAGCUGCUGCGCCUCGGACUUGGAGGCGCUCGACGAGGGCGAGGGCCCCGGCGGCGGAGGAGGAGGUCGCCCGGGCCCCCAACACCCGCCAGCGCCGCCCCUGCAGGCGCUGAGCCGCGAGGAGAAGCGUCGUCGCCGCCGGGCCACGGCCAAGUACCGCUCGGCCCACGCCACGCGCGAGCGCAUCCGCGUAGAAGCCUUCAAUCUGGCCUUCGCCGAGCUGCGCAAGCUGCUGCCCACGCUCCCGCCGGACAAAAAGCUUUCCAAGAUUGAGAUCCUGCGCCUGGCCAUCUGCUACAUCUCCUAUCUCAACCACGUGCUCGACGUCUAGGGUCCCCGAGGGGCGGCGCGCGCCGAAGGAGGGGGCGGGGCUUCCCUCCCGGGCUCAGAGACGGAGACUGCGUGGCUUUAAGCUCGUGCCUUAAAGGGCCCCCUUGAUCCGGGCCCUUCGAAAGAGAUGGGGGGGGGGCUCGAAAAGGAGCGUGAUGUAGGCUGGUGGGGCAGCCCACAAACAGACUGUCAGGUGCCCCUUUUUAUUCUAGAUCAGGGCUUCUUAAACUUUCCCACUUGGGACCCCUUUCGGCCUGAGACAUGUUUAGGGUAUGUACAGGCUGUUAGGAAUUGUCGGAGUUGAAGUAGAAAACCCCCGGAGGGCCGAAGUUUGCCUAUGCCUGCUAUAUAAAAAAAUAGGUAUAAAAACCCAACAUUUCCUGAUCACAAAACCAGGCUUGCUAAACAUGUUGAUCUUCCUUUUUAUGAAGUACAGCUGAAGCCGCUUCUGCAGAGUCCACUGCAAAUACAGGGUAUCCCAAAAAUGUAUACAGUGUUCCCUCACUACUUUGCGGUUCACUUUUCAUGGAUUCGCGGUUUUGCGGUUUUCCAAUAAACUCUAAAAGACGUUAUAAAUAAUAAAAAAUUACAAUUGACAGCCUAAGGAAGGGAGGAAGGAGAAGCCAAAGGGAGAGAAAAGGAGCCCAAGCGGCAGCGGGAGGAGGGGGCGGCCAUUUAUCAACACACAAUUGGUUGAUAAAGACCUAAAAUUGUGUAUAACUACUAAAAUAAUGUAUAAAUAUUAAAAUUAAUAUAGUGUCCCUACUUUGUGGAUUUUCACUUAUUGCUGGUGGUCCUAGAACCUAACCCCUGCAAUAAGUGAGGGAACACUGUACACACUUUAUACCAGUGGUGCUCAACCUGUUAGUCCCCAGGUGUUUAAGUCUACACCUCCCAGAAAUCCCAGCCAGUUUACCAGCUGUUAGGAUUUCUAGGAGUUGAAGUCGAAAACAUCUGGGGACCCACAGGUUGAGAAACCACUCCUUUAGAAGCUGCAGUUUCACAAGUCACUACUGACACACACAAAAAAGCUGAUAGCUCAUUAGAUGUUUUCCCUCUCUCUGUUAAACCCACUGGAAUUAAUAAUGGAAGUCAGACUAAGCUUUGAACAAAGGAAAUUUUUUUAAAAUGCUACUGGAAGUGUUCUAAAGCAGUUGAAGUGCAAAGACAACUGGGGUUUCAAAGAGAUCCACCACUUACCAUGAAUCAAAUUAGAGAUAAGUUUGAGUCUGAUAGAACUGUUCAGAAUGGCACACUUUCCCACAAAGAUUGUGUGGAGUGAUGAGGCUACAUUCAAAUUAAAUGGUUCAAUUAACCACCACAAUUACACUAUUGUGGACUUGAUGUUACUGUGGAACAUCAUGUUAAUUUACCAGGAGUUAGAGUGGUCCAGCUUAUCAUCAAGAUGAUUAAUUGGAUCAUUCAUACACACACACAAACACUUUUUAUUUAAUUUUCACACUUUUAUACCAUAAAAGUGGGGGAAAGGCCAAGGAAAGUAUAAUAAGUUGAUUAUGGAGUUUUGUUAGUAAGUUAGGUCUAUCCAUAAGUCUAAUGUACUUCCAAGAAUUAGGAAGGGGAGGGUAUUAUUAUACAUACAAUAGAGUCUUACUUAUCCAAGCUUUGCUUAUCCAAGCUUCUGGAUUAUCCAAGCCAUUUUUGUAGUCAAUGUUUUCAAUAUAUCGUGAUAUUUUGGUGCUAAAUUCAUAAAUACAGUAAUUACAACAUAAUAUUAUUGGUAUUGAACUACUUUUUCUGUCAAAUUUGUUGUAUAACAUGAUGUUUUGGUGCUGAAUUUGUAAAAUCAUAACCUAAUUUGAUGUUUAAUAGGCUUUUCCUUAAUCCCUCCUUAUUAUCCAAAAUAUUAGCUUAUCCAAGCUUCUGCCGGCCCGUUUAGCUUGGAUAAGUGAGACUCUACUGAACUUCUAUUUUUAAAGCAGUACCAUUUACAAUGUCUUUUGCUUAAGAAAACAAAAAAAAUGUUUGUUUUUUUAUUCCAUUUGUCUUUCUCGUUGAUCUUUUUCUUAUCUUCUCCUCUGGGCCUAUACCAUUAAUAUUUCUUAAAGUUAUUUUGCCACUUUACUUAUAUAUUAAAUUUUCUAUUUUUCUUACUUUUAAUAAUAACAUUUCAUUUGUAUUUCUUAGAGCCAAUUUCAUUUGUUAAUGUGUUAGUAAUGCUUGUAUAAAUACUUUUUAGGUUGGUCCAUUGUGUAGACUUCUUUUAUAUCUGGUUCCCAACCUUUUUUUGAUCAGGAUCCACUUGACCAGGUACCACUUCAACCACAGUUCACUUUGAGCAGGGACUACUUUGACCAGGGACCACUCUCCAACAUUAAUACCAAAAGGGUUAUAAAUCAGUUUUUGGUCAACUUUAGAUUUGGUUUGGUUAUUUGGGGUGCUGAUUCAGAAAAUUGCAUUGGAUAGACCACAUCAGCUCUAGUUUCUGAUACACAACAUAUGCCAUCCAGUAGUCGCCAUCUGCUCUCCCACAGAAAACCAUAUUUAAUAAUCUAGAGCUGAUGUGAUCCAUCCAAUGCAAUGGUCAGCUCUGCAGAAGUGAGUGGAAAUAAAAUAAAGAGGAAGGAGGUUUGUGGACCGGAUUUUUAUCCUCACAGGCCACUGCUGGGCUGCAGCCCACAGGCUGAGAACUACUGUUUUAUAGCAACCUCUCUCUCUCUCUCUCUCUCCUCUCCCUCUCCCCCCCCCCCCCCCCCCUCUCUCUCUCUCUCUCUCUCUCUCUCUCUCUCUCUCUCUCUCUCUCUAUAUAUAUAUAUAUAUAUAUAUAUAUAUAUAUACACACACACCUAUAUAUACCAUUCUUGUUUGACGCUACUGUGGCUGAUGUAUAAUUUGUGCCAUUCUGAACAGUUCCAUUGGAUUCAAAUUUAUCCCUAAUUCAACUAAUGGUAAGUGAUAUUGGUGGAUCUCUUUGAAACUUCCUGUCUUUGCACUUCACACUUCCAGUAGCACUUUAAAAUGAAUUUCUUUUGUUCAAAGCUAGUCUGACUUCCUUUUUUAAUUCCAAUGGGUUUAACCUGGGGGGGAAAAAACCAUAAUUUUGCUAUUAGCUUUUGUGUGUAUACAUUUUUGGGAUACCCUGUAGAUCUGUGUAAAUGUCUCAAAUAGCCACGAUGGCAUUCAAAACAUUUCCUGGGACCCCAACCUUGAGUUAAGGGGAUCCCAUUUGGGGUCAGGAUCCACAGUUUUAAGAAGCCUUGCUCUAUAUUCCCCCCCCCCCCCCAAAAAAACAAAACAAAACACAAAAACACAAAAUGAACGUUCAAAUCUCAUUCCCUUGUGACCUUAAAUGUGUGAUCCAGGAGUGCAGUUCAAAAAAUGACACUAUUUAUUUUGUAAGUUAAGUUAGAAGAAGUAGACUAUUUUCUCCUUGAGGCUAUUUUUAACAUUUCCAAGAGUGGUGAAGAUUUCUUUGCAUUUUGAAAGACUUUGAUGCCAACUGUUUUUUUUCUAUAGUCGAGUGUUUACAUUUUCUUCUGUGAAACGAUGGUCUUGAAUUUGGAAGUGUGUUUUGUGGGGGAACCAGGUGGCGAGUUUCAUUUGGCUCUGGUUUGUACUGCGCCACUUCCCUGUUUUUAAGCGUAUUUUAUAUCUUCCGAUUUUUUGUCCUUGAUAAGCUUUCUUUAUUUUGUGUGUUGGAAUCAGACGAUUUAGCACUUCACUUGGAAGAUUUUUUUAAUAUAUAUAUUAUAUAGAUAUAUAUAUAUUAAAAGGUGUAUUGUUCUUCUGAUCUGUAAUACUGUCUUAAGAAGAAUUUUGCUAUUUAUAAAGGAAGUAGUUUUGGUUUGUCUGUCUGUCUCUCUGUGAGCGUACAUGUAUGUCUGUGUGUGUGUGUUUUCUAGAAAUGCGUUCCUUUUUCUUCUCAAAGAAAAACUGGACUACUUUCCUUUAUGACGACCAAAAAGAAAAAAAAUUACAACCAUAAAUUUUUUUGCUGUGAAUCUCUUAAAACAAGAAGUGUGUUUUAGGGAAAGGAAGAAAAAAAGAACACAUCUGUUAUCCAAAGAUUUUUAGUCUUUUUCAGGGUUUUCAGUGUGUGUGUGUGUGUGUGUGUAUGUAUGUGUUGCUUUACAUAAGGCAAUAUUUUGUAGUGAAAAUAGAGAAAUCUGGUUUCUGCCAGAAGCAUUUUUUCAUAUCUCUCAUGAAUGGUGCACUGUUUUGCAUAUAAAUAAAAGUAUCAAAACCUG